Molecule: messenger RNA, 1322 nt
Organism: Aspergillus neoniger CBS 115656
Lineage: Eukaryota; Fungi; Ascomycota; Eurotiomycetes; Eurotiales; Aspergillaceae
Product: FMN binding oxidoreductase
Exons: 6
Coding region: 35-1273 (412 amino acids)
Molecular function (GO): oxidoreductase activity; FMN binding
Source: RefSeq, a predicted model, not a curated record
CAGCUUUUCCUUUUCUGUCACCGGCACACACUCCAUGGCGUCCUUGCAUGAUCCCGUUAAGCUUCCCUGCGGGCUGGUCUUUCCGAACCGCCUAGCCAAGGCUGCAAUGGCCGAGGCAUUGGCCGGGUCAGGCAAUGAGCCAACUCCAACGUUGCUGAAGGCAUACGACCAAUGGGGACAAGGAGGUUGGGGGGCUCUCCUUACAGGAAAUGUCCAGGUGGAUGUGGACCAUCUCGGAAACCCUUGGGAUCCUGCCUUGCAUGCUGAGUACACAGGACAAGAAGGCAACGAGGCUCUAGUUGCACGCUGGAGUCAGUACGCCAAGUCGUGCCAGCAACAUGGCACUCCGUGUAUCGUACAGGCCUGCCAUCCUGGCCGACAAACGCCCCGGGCUGCAGGCCGCAGAGGCGUCUUGGCUCCGUCAAUUGCACCUAGUGCGAUUCCUCUUGAUAUGGGUGAUGGCUUGGUGCAGCGUCUGCUCACCUGGCUCGUUUUUUCGCCUCCCCGAGAAAUGACUCAGGUUGAUAUCGACCGAGUCACUCGUCAAUUUGUGGACACGGCCCGUCUGAUGGCCGACAGCGGAUUCUCCGGAAUCGAGCUACAUGGAGCACAUGGUUACUUGAUUGACCAAUUCUUGAACGCCAAGUCCAACAAACGCACUGAUGGAUAUGGCGGGACGGCAGAGAAGAGAGCCAAAUUUGUGGUCGAUAUGAUCCACGCGAUCCGCGACGUGGUGCCGCCGACUUUUGCUAUCGGCAUCAAGCUCAACUCUGCUGACCACAGCUCCUCGACGUUUGAAGACACGAUGACCCAGAUCGGACUUCUCAUCGAAGCGGGCAUUGACUUUUUGGAAGUCAGCGGCGGCAGCUACGAGAACCCAACGAUGAUGGGACCCGAGAAACGCCCGAGCACUGUUGCCCGCGAGGCGUUCUUCAUUGAGUUUGCCACCGAAACUCGUAAGCGCUUCCCGGAUCUUGUGCUUAUGCUGACUGGCGGCUUCCGGACCCGUGCUGGCGCCAUGUCUGCUUUGCAGCAGAAUGCAUGCGACGUGGUGGGAAUUGGACGCCCGGCUGCGAUUGAGCCGAAACUGCCAUUGGUUCUGAUGGAUGAGAGCAUUUCGGACGAAGAGGCGCAGUUGGUGCUGAACCGAGUUCCGAUGCCGUUCCUUGCACGGUUGAUUUCACUGAAGGGGAUUGGAGCUGGAUUGGAGAGUUCCUUCUAUGCGAAGCAGAUUAAGCGGAUCGCGAUGGGAUUGAAGACAUUCCUCCCGUAGGGCUGCUGUGUCGAAGGAUGAGACUAUACAUAUAUAACAGAGACACUAG